AUGUUUUCGACCUUGACCCUUACGGGUCACAACAUUCCGAACGCUAUAAUGCUCACAAGGGCAGAAGACUUACCUUCUCAUCAAUUUGACCAUCAUAAGGCUGUUUAUCAUAGUAAGCCGACGUGGCACCCUUCACGGCUUCCAGAAAACGCUGGGCAUCUGUCUCUUAAGCUAACGGAGCGUAUAUCGUGGGGUCGGUCUGCCGUUACCUACGCGGUGGAGGUGGUCUCUACGACUUCCCAGGAAUCUGGCGUCACUGUCUCAAACCUCCUUUCCCUUAAACAGGAGCUUUGUGUGAAAGUGGCACGGCCUAAUCGCUGCCGCACCCUCGCGCGGGAAGCGUGGGUUUACAACAAACUCAGAUGUCGUAAAUCAGGCCGAGAAGGGUGGUCAUACGAUCAGGUUCCCCAAGCCGAUAGACUUCAAGGCGUUAUUGCGCCUCAUUUCUACGGCUUCUUCGUUGCCGAUCAGGUAUCCUUUCCCCCAUGGACCAGCGAGGAUUUCCAGAUCGAUAGACGGCAGGCAACAGCCGAUGACAUGACACGCGACGACCCGCUCGACGAUGAUCUAUUGGGCAGUUCUGGAGGCAAGGACCACUCAAUCUGGAGAAACUGGCGCCCAGACCCGUUUAUACCGAUGCUGGCUGUUAUUGUUAUGUCUCGUGGGGGGGAGACCUGCAAAUAUGCAGAUGGUCUGGAUACGUCUACUCAGGAGGACAUCUUUGCGAUACUCAGCGAUUUAUCAUUGGCUUCCAUCGUGCAUGGCGAUUUGCGGCCCGCCAACAUUGUGCGUGCGCCAGCCAGUACGGUACUAUGCGAACGGCAUAAUCGCAUUCACAAGUGGAACGUCAUUGAUUUCUCAUCCGCUGUAAUUGAUGGCUAUGAUGUCGAGCAAGCGGAAAUCAAAGGCACCAGUCACUACAAAGCUAAGAAGGCUUUAUGUGGUCUGCAGGAAAUGAGCUUUGGAGAACAUAUAUGGUAUGCAUAG
Coniophora puteana RWD-64-598 SS2 is the source of this 987-nucleotide messenger RNA. RefSeq lists its product as uncharacterized. Lineage: Eukaryota; Fungi; Basidiomycota; Agaricomycetes; Boletales; Coniophoraceae. The record is from RefSeq and is a predicted model, not a curated record. Bases 1 to 987 code for a protein of 328 amino acids. Gene Ontology annotation, biological process: protein phosphorylation. Gene Ontology annotation, molecular function: protein kinase activity; ATP binding. The transcript has 2 exons.